This is a messenger RNA of Pteronotus mesoamericanus, 8777 nucleotides long. It is a transcript of the gene SIK2, whose product is annotated as salt inducible kinase 2. NCBI's taxonomy places the organism in Eukaryota, Metazoa, Chordata, Mammalia, Chiroptera, Mormoopidae. The transcript has 15 exons. The record is from RefSeq and is a predicted model, not a curated record. Gene Ontology annotation, biological process: intracellular signal transduction; protein phosphorylation. Gene Ontology annotation, cellular component: cytoplasm. Gene Ontology annotation, molecular function: ATP binding; magnesium ion binding; protein serine/threonine kinase activity. The coding region runs from base 143 to 2908 and encodes 921 amino acids.
CGCGCGCCUGGCUGGGCCCUGCAGAGCUGGAGGGACGAAGCGGAGGAGCUAGCCCCAGCGGCAUUCGCCCGAGCUCAGCCGCGCGGCCCGCGCGCCAGCCAGCCCGCGCUCCAGUCCGCCGUGUCUAGCAGCGGGGCCCAGCAUGGUCAUGGCGGAUGGCCCGAGGCACUUGCAGCGCGGGCCGGUCCGGGUGGGGUUCUACGACAUCGAGGGCACGCUGGGCAAGGGCAACUUCGCGGUGGUGAAGCUGGGGCGGCACCGGAUCACCAAGACGGAGGUGGCAAUAAAAAUUAUAGAUAAAUCUCAGCUGGAUGCAGUGAACCUUGAGAAAAUCUACCGAGAAGUACAAAUAAUGAAAAUGUUAGACCAUCCUCACAUAAUCAAACUUUAUCAGGUAAUGGAGACCAAAAAUAUGUUGUACCUUGUGACAGAAUAUGCCAAAAAUGGAGAAAUUUUUGACUAUCUUGCUAAUCAUGGCCGUUUAAAUGAGUCUGAGGCCAGGCGCAAAUUCUGGCAGAUCCUGUCUGCUGUUGAUUAUUGUCAUGGUCGGAAGAUUGUGCACCGCGACCUCAAGGCUGAAAAUCUCCUGCUGGAUAACAACAUGAAUAUCAAAAUAGCAGACUUCGGUUUUGGAAAUUUCUUUAAGAGCGGUGAACUGCUGGCAACAUGGUGCGGCAGCCCCCCUUACGCAGCCCCAGAAGUCUUUGAAGGGCAGCAGUACGAAGGACCGCAGCUGGAUAUUUGGAGCAUGGGAGUUGUUCUUUAUGUCCUUGUUUGUGGAGCUCUGCCCUUUGAUGGACCAACUCUUCCUAUUUUGAGGCAAAGGGUUUUGGAAGGAAGAUUCCGGAUUCCAUAUUUCAUGUCAGAAGAUUGUGAGCACCUUAUUCGAAGGAUGCUGGUCUUAGACCCGUCCAAACGGCUAACCAUAGCUCAAAUCAAGGAGCAUAAAUGGAUGCUCAUAGAAGUUCCUGUACAGAGACCUGUUCUCUAUUCACAAGGGCAAGAAAAUGAGCCAUCCAUUGGGGAGUUUAAUGAACAGGUUCUGCGACUGAUGCACAGCCUUGGGAUAGAUCAACAGAAAACCAUUGAGUCUUUGCAGAACAAGAGCUAUAAUCACUUCGCUGCCAUUUAUUACUUGUUGGUGGAGCGCCUGAAAUCACAUAGAAGCAGCUUUCCUGUGGAGCAGAGGCUCGAUGCCCGCCAGCGGAGGCCCAGCACCAUCGCUGAACAAACAGUUGCCAAGGCACAAACUGUGGGUUUCCCAGUGGCCACGCAUUCACCGAAUAUGCGACUGAUGCGAUCUACCCUCCUCCCACAGGCAUCCAAUGUGGAGGCCUUUUCAUUUCCAGCAUCUGGCUGUCAGGCGGAAACAGCAUUUAUGGAAGAAGAGUGUGUUGACACUCCAAAGGUCAAUGGCUGUCUGCUGGACCCUGUGCCUCCUGUCCUGGUGAAGAAGGGGUGCCAGUCGCUGCCCAGCAACAUGAUGGAGACCUCCAUUGAUGAAGGGUUGGAGACGGAAGGAGAGGCUGAGGAAGACCCCAGUCAGGCCUUUGAUGCGUUCCAGUCCACACGCAGUGGGCAGAGGCGGCACACUCUGUCAGAAGUGACCAAUCAGCUGUUCAUGAUGCCUGGUUCAGGAAAAAUUUUCUCCAUGAGUGACAACCCCUCCCUUGACAGUGUGGAUUCUGAGUAUGAUAUGGGGUCUGUCCAGAGGGACCUGAACUUCCUGGAGGACAACCCUUCCCUUAAGGACCUCAUGUUAGCCAACCAGCCUUCACCUCGCAUGACAUCUCCCUUCAUAAGCCUGAGACCUGCCAACCCAGCCAUGCAGGCUCUGAGCUCCCAAAAAAGAGAGGCCCACAACAGGUCGCCAGUAAGCUUCAGAGAGGGCCGCAGGGCUUCGGAUACCUCCCUCACCCAAGGAAUUGUAGCAUUUAGACAACACCUUCAGAAUCUGGCUAGAACCAAAGGAAUCCUGGAGUUGAACAAAGUACAGUUGCUGUAUGAACAAAUAGGAUCAGAGGCAGACCCGAACUUGGCGUCGGCUGCUCCUCAGCUCCAAGACCUGGCCAGCAGUUGCCCUCAGGAGGAAGUAUCUCAGCAGCAGAAAAGUGUUUCCGCUCUCCCCGCCAACGUGCGUCCUCAACUGUCGCCGCGGCAGAGCCUGGAAGCCCAGUACCUGCAGCACAGACUCCAGAAGCCCAGCCUUCUGUCAAAAGCCCAGAAUACCUGUCAGCUUUAUUGUAAAGAACCACCACGGAGCCUUGAACAGCAGCUGCAGGAACACAGACUCCAACAGAAGCGACUCUUCCUCCAGAAACAGUCUCAGCUGCAGGCCUAUUUUAAUCAGAUGCAGAUAGCUGAGAGCUCGUACCCACAGCCGAGUCAGCAGCUACCCCUUGCCCACCAGGAGACGCCAUCGCCAUCACAGCAGCCCCCACCAUUCAGCCUGGCCCAGCCGCUGAGCCCCGUCCUGGAGCCUGCUUCUGAGCAAAUGCAGUACAGCCCCUUCCUCAGCCAGUACCAGGAGAUGCAGCUGCAGCCCCUGCCCUCCUCACAAGGCCCUCAGGCACACCUGCAGCAGCAGCCGCCGCCACCGCCUCCUCCACCGCCUCCUCCACCUCAACAGUCGGGAGCUGCCCCAGCGCCUUUGCAGUUCUCCUAUCAGACUUGUGAGCUGCCAGGCACCAUCUCCCCUGAGCCAGACUAUCCCGCUCCCUGUCAGUACCCUGUGGACGGAGCCCAGCAGAGUGGAGCAGCAGCACCAGACUGUCCCAGGAGCUCAGGACUGCAGGAGGCGCCCUCCAGCUACGACCCCCUAGCCCUCUCUGAGUUCCCCGGACUCUUUGAUUGUGAAAUGCUGGAGGCCGUGGACCCACAGCACAGUGGCUAUGUCCUGGUGAAUUAACCUCAGCACAGAAGUGAGGCAGGUCAAGUGUAGGAAGAAUGUGUGUUUUUAUUUUUAUUCCAGCCUUUUACAUUUAAAGCUUAUUUUCCUGCCCUCUCCCUAGGGGGAAAAAUCAAGUUGCCCAACUGGAAUCAGAGGGCCUGGCCAGGUUAGUGUUGCUUCUUCCUGGCUCUGACCCCCCCCCCGCCCCCCGCCCCCGUAGUUUUCUGUGGCAAGUGCUGCAACAUAGUUGUAGGCUGAAGCUCAUGCCCUUAGGUCAAGUGGAGCAAGCUCUCGCGGAAGACACUGACAAGUGUUUUUGUAAGAAGACAUCCAGACCUAGGUUUUAUCCAGAACGACACCAAUUAUCGAGGAAAACCUUGGUGAAUGCAGGAAAACUGCGUGCCAUUAUAUGUGGGGAAAAAGAGGCAAUAUUUUUCACUGAAGCCAAGGAACAUGUUGCUUAAAGGCAAGUCAAGGAUAUGUAAUGAAAUUUGAUGCACAGGAAGUAAAGUUGUACUUUGUCAUUGAAGCGAAAGUUCUAAGCUGCUGAUGCAAGUUGUCCCCAGGACCAUCACAAAGCAGUGGAGUGUGAGCUUUGUUUCAAGGGCCACUAAACACCCGCUGGUACUAACCCCCAAGACGAGCGGCCCUCUCCACGGGGCAGCAGGCAGCACGCCUCUUUAGAAGGUACCCUGGGUCACAGAAUCGGUGUGCUGGGCUCCAAAGAUGUUGCCUGUAGAACCAACAGGAGACCCACCCCCCACCUACGUAGUGGAGACGGGGCGGGGGGGUGGGGGGGCGGGCGACGAGAAACGAGAAACCAUCACGAGUACCAGCCCUGGGCCAGGGGAAGGCGGGCUUUUCCUACAAAAUCUGAUGUGGAGACUUCCGGUUCGGGGCAGGGGGUCAUUAGAGGGCCUAGCGGCUCUUUUAAAGUGUAAAACCUACUUUGACUUCACACUAUAUGAUGCUAGUAGUUUAUUGAGCUUUGUAUAUUUGGACAGUUUCAUAUAGGGCUUAGAAAUUUUAAGAACAAGAAAAAUGAACUUUUAUCUCCCAUGUGAAGUGGUAGUGCUGUGCCUUUUCCCCCCAGAUCACGCUUUAAUUAUUUCUUUUCUGUAGAAACCAACAGUUUUCCAUUUAUGUCAAUGCUAAAUCCAAAGUCACUUCAGAGUUUGUUUUCCACCAUGUGGGAAUUGCAUUCUUAAUUUCCUUAAAGUUUUGACUUGUAAUUAAAUGUUCAAGUAUUACAGCAAUAUUCAAAAACCACAGAUGUGUUAACCACUUAAGCAAAUCAUCUGCCAAACUCAUUAUAUUACUAGUAAAACUUAAUCAUUAAUUCAUUCAUCAAAGUACGUAAAAAAUAGAUGCUACAGCAAGUUAACUGUGUACCUAGAAGUAAGGAGUAAUCUGUCAUUUGGACAACAACAUACAAAGUGUUACAAAUUCAGUAUUAUUUACAAAGACUAUCAUUUCUGUCCUUAAGAAUGGCUUGUCCUAUCAGCAGAUGAAUGCAUUAAGCACAAGCAUCUUCCUUAAAGCACAAAGCAGAGACAGAUACUACAUUGAUGCUGCAUCUAGGAACACCUUUAAGUUGCCUUUCCUCUUUGUAGUAAGUGUCCAGGCAGGUGAGAAGCGUGGACGGUUUCGGGAGGUCUGCUCUGCCCCCCAGCCCAGGCUCUGCCAGCAUUGGUGCCUUGAGCAGCCCUUCUUGUUCCUGGCUCCACUGGGCGCCGGAACGCUUCGUGGGGGCCCCCUGUGUGGGGCUGGGUACUGGGGGUUAGCCAGAAAGGGUGCUGGGGAGGACUGUGGCUUUUGUGAGUUAAGAACACACAGUGGCAAUCCAAGAAUAAAUUGUGUUCCUUCUAUGGAUUGUUUAUUCCUCCUCAUGCUUAAGACUGAUGAUUUCGUGAAAUAGAUAUUUCAUUUAAGAGAUCCUUCCAUUAAGAUCUCUCCUCUGUUUUAAGUCUUUGCAAAAUAUGCCAGUUCUAAAAUGGCUUGAUUUGUUUAGACUGAAGGGUGUUUUUCCAAAAUAUACUAUCUGAAGUGCUAUAAUAUUUAUGAAACUUAAAUGCCUUCCAUAUUGAAAAUGGGGGCUGCUCAUUUCAUAGUCACAGGAAUGGCACAAUUACUGAUGGGCAUUAACACCUGCCCCCAACAAGGCUGCAUGCCUUUUAGCCCAGGAAGCCUCAGACCUAUGGCAAGACGAUGAGGCCGGCGGAGGGGCAGCAGAGAGGCUGCUGGGAGUCAAAAGGACCUGGAGGUAGACAUGGGUUAGGGACAGACUAGAGGCACAGACGCUCACCUGGGGAAUAGCGUGACCUGUCUGGCUGAACCUAUGUCCUAAGUUCCUAUUUGCCUUUCUCAUUUCAAGCAGAAAUCAAUAAAUUCCAUAACCAUGUGUAUUUACUGAAAUGUGAGCUGGUGAGAGGAGACUGAUUCUGUUGGUCAGGUGCUGUUUUCCCAGCCCUGUCUGGUCAUCUGCGUUGCUCUGUCCCCUAAUUAGUGACCUGUAUAAGCUUCCAAGCAGUUUUCACAAACACUAAAGUAACACUAAGAAGGCUUAAUACCACUCUUUUUAUGAGGCUACUUUGAAAUGACUUUCCAGUCUGUUUCACAUUAGCAGUGUGUACACUACUGUAUAAUAAUCAUUAGCUUUAUUAUCUUGUAAACCAGGAUCCUCUGAAGAGACUUCAGUGAAAUGAACAUGAGGUAAAAAUUUCAUCAUUCAGCAAAAAGUGCAAUAUGCGUGGUACUUUAUUUUUUGUUUGUGCCCUUUUUUUAAUCCAGGAGUUAGUCUCUGCUUCGGGAAAAAUGCACUAGUUCUUCAAUUUCCAGUUGGGCAAGUGUGUCUCUAGGAUUUACAUGCAACUGAUAUGCCGGUCCCUGUAAGGCAAAAGUAGAAAGGGGGUGGAUGCCCCUUUUUCAAACUCCUGGUGAGCGAGACUGACCAUCCCUAGCUGCCCCCCGGCUGCCACCUCUGCCCUCUUGCUCCCUUGGGAGCAGAGGAAGUGGCAAAAGGUCCACCAGCCCCCCUAAAACACCACUUCAUGAGAAGCACCUGGGGCCCACAAAGGAGGACCAGAAAACGGGACUGGCUCUGAUGUGAACAAAACCCCUUCCUUUCUGUAUCAGACCACCUCCAUGGAAAGAGAAAGGGUCCUUUUCUACAUCAGAAAUAAAGAGCUCCUAAGUGUUUAAACUGCGGGCCGAGUUGGUUAGGUGGGACUGGCAGGAGCCUGGGGUUGGGACUGAAGUCAGCUCUUAACCUCAGAGUUCCCCAGGGUCUCGGGGGGCUUGUGGGAGCAUCACCGUCCAGCUGACUGAAGGCCUCUGCAGAAAGGACUCACCGUGACACCAGGCUCUCCCACUCUGUGGUUGGUACCCUAAGGGGGGCACUCUUAGGGAAAAGAAUUCUGCCUAAUUGCCAGGGUUGGGAAGAAGGGCGUCUCCUCAGGUGGAGUGACUGGAGAGCCAACCGGAAAGUAAAGAUGGGAAAAGCAGCAGCCCCUCGCUGUAGUUGGUCAGGAGUCUAGUGCAUGGCAACUAGAGCAGCCCGAUCAGGUGCAGGCAGCUCAGACGUGAACAUGAUGAAAUGAAUGCCUUCCUCUGCGGGGUCCUCCGAACCCUAAUCAAGCCCCUAAGCAAGUCCUUAAACAUUGGAUUCUGUGUUGGGAAUCAGAAUUCUCAGCUCUGGAUUACACUGAAAAACCUACCGACAUUUGUACUUCACGAGCUCCCUAUUGCUCUUAAGAAAAUUCACACUCCAGAAAACUUUCUCAUAUUCCUCCUCUAGAGACCAUACACAGUGCCAUUUAACCACACUGGCCCCGGGGCCCAGUUGGUAGCCCCGAGUGGGGCUGGCCUCCACUGUGUAUGCGCCCUACGCCGCACCGCCUCUGCGGCCGCCUCGGAAGCCCCCUGAGCUGCUCGGUGUCUUUGUGCCUGGACAUCAAAGGUAAAACCUGGAGAACAAGUAGUAAGUUGGAGUCAUCGUAUAGGCAGGGAUAUUUGAUCGUUUCCUUCUGGAAAUUUUGAAGGAGCUUAUCUUCAGAGUGAUGUAAGGGAGACAAGAGUAAUAUCAUCUGCCUCUGUUUCUAAAUUGGAUCUCCCCCUAAAUUUCUUUUUAAUUUAUGUAUCCCUUCUGACAGGUUCAGGCAUAUGGUCCUCCCCGGCCCGUGGCCCUGGUUUCAGAGCCCUUCGUCUCAGCCUGCAGUUCCUGGGGGGCAGCAGGAUGGACCAGGGCGGACCUUCUACCGCUCCUGUUGGCCCCAGAGUCCCUGGUCUAACAGUGCCCCUCGCGUACUUGUUUUAUCAUUUUUUUCCCCAUUAAAGUAGCCUGGCUGAUUGCAGGAUUUAUAGCCACCCUAGUUGUAGCACCAUCUUAAGUCCACAUCUCGUGUGGGCAGAUUUCAACACAUUUCACAGAACUGGGCACACACAAUCCCACAGAUUGAGAAAUAGGCAGCAACACUGCCUGUGGACUUAGCUAGUGAUAUCUCUGAGGGUUCCUGCCCAAAUGCUCAGCUUGCCUGUCCCAAAGGAGCAACUGCUUAUAUUUGUACAUUAAUUUACCAAGCACUUUCACAAUCUCUUCUAAUCCUCACAGUUCUCCGAAAUUAUUGGGGCAGAUACAGUCCACAUUUUUCAUAGCUGAGGAAACCAUGACUCUUGGAAGUUUGUGUGACUUGUCCGAGGGCACAGAGCUGGUGCGGGGAGGAACCAGGACAAGCUCUGGCUUCUCGCUGUAUGGCUUCUUGCUGUAUGUCCUUUCCCGUCAUCAGUAGCAGAUCUCUUAAUGAGCAAACAGCUGUAUAUACAAUGCCCCAUCUUGGUUAAGCACUAGGUGAAUGUGGCACCGUCCCCUCAACCUUAUCCUUGACAGCUGCCUCCAGGUGACAAAGGCAGCUGUCCAGGUGGCUCCCCCAUGAACAAGGCGGAGGGAGAGAGAGCCCCGCAGACCACCAUCCAUCCAGUGUCCAGUCAAUUACAGAAGUUUAGGUUCACAUUAUAAAGUGUCUAGUUUUUCCAAGUUAUACAAUAUAGCAAUUUCCUACAGAAAUAGAUGCUAGAGAGACACCCUCUUCCUCCACCUCCAAGGGGUGAGAUUCUCAGCUCACCACUGCAGGCAGACAGACUCAACCACAAGAAAGAGGGCGCUCCUCGGAGGAGAGUCCAAGCUCAGCCUGGUCCUCAGGAGGGGUGUAAUGUUUUGCAUUUAAGGCCCAUCAGGUAAAAGUACAGAGUAGACAUGUUUAUGGUUAAAAAAGAAACAAAACUUUGAUACUCUGUCUUUUCAGAGGCAGAGUGGGUAGGUAGAGGGAGCUUUAAAAAUGGGAUUACAACAUCCUGGAAAAGUGAUGACCCCAGAUUGUAUCAUCGUUACAAGUAUAGAAAACUUGGCACUGGCUAGGUGAUGCCCAUCCAUUCAAAUAUGCUCAGUCAAGGAAAUUCAAGUGGUGAUACCGUCCCACUACUGAUAGUAAAAGAAAUCUGCAUCCACCGAAAUCUCUGAAGGGAAAAAAAGCAGACAGAAAAGGUUUGCUUCCCUCUUCGGACUGCAAUUUAAGAAAUAAAAGUGAUACAGAGAUAUUUGCACUUUGUAGAAAGGGCAAGAUGAUUUGCUUAUUUCUGAAGGGAGAAUGGUGGUUUCUACUGGAUGUUUGGUCUGAAAAAGAGUUACUUUUCAAGAAGUUAAUCUAAUUGUAGUUAUUUUUUCUGUGUGCUUUUUUUUUUAAUAACUAAGGAAUAAAUGGUGAGUUCAAUAGCUUUGGUAUUUUAAGUGCAAAUCAUAAUAGUUCCAAUGUGAAAAAAUCAAAAUGUAAUCUGUCACUCAAUGUUAGAAAAUAGCCUAAAAUGCAGUUUAAUAAAUGAUCUUUGUAUCAAA